Olea europaea var. sylvestris is the source of this 1159-nucleotide messenger RNA. Its product is annotated as 26S proteasome non-ATPase regulatory subunit 9. The record is from RefSeq and is a predicted model, not a curated record. Gene Ontology annotation, cellular component: cytoplasm; nucleus. The transcript is spliced from 5 exons. Lineage: Eukaryota; Viridiplantae; Streptophyta; Magnoliopsida; Lamiales; Oleaceae. Gene Ontology annotation, molecular function: protein binding. Bases 124 to 813 code for a protein of 229 amino acids. Gene Ontology annotation, biological process: proteasome regulatory particle assembly.
ACUAAAAAAAAUGGAAAACGGUGGCAAUAAUCUCUUCUACAUUUCGGCAAACCCUAGCAGCAGCUUCUCUGUACUAGCAGGUGAUUAUAAAGAUUUGAAAGAACAAUCUGAAUUAAUUAGAAGAUGGUGGGUGCGAAUUUGAAAGCAGAUGCGAUGAAUCUGAUGGAGAAAAGAAGUGGAAUUGAGGCGGAGAUGAAUGUAAUCAUCCAGCGCCUCUGCCAGUCCGGCGGCCCUGGCCUCUCUGGAAAUCUCCUCGAUUCUGAGGGGUUUCCGAGGGCAGAUAUUGAUAUUCCGGCAGUACGAGCGGAUCGCCAAAGACUUUCUGAGCUGCGUAAUGAUUAUGAGGAUACUACAGAGAAAAUAAAUCAAAAAAUUCAAGUUUUACAUUCUGCUAAGCUUGCUCCAAUUAGUGAUUCCAUCAAAGAUCCAGGUGUGGUUGCAGGAUUAAAUACUCAAGAAGGCGAUAAUCUGGGCACAUCUUCGUCUUUUGGCAAUCCUAUUGCUGGAGGUAGUAACAGUAUGGACAUGGAGGUAGUUGUUGCCUCUAGCAGACCCUUCGCAAUGGUUGAUGAAAUUACAGAGGGGUCUCCAGCAGCAACAGAUGGCUUACAGCUUGGAGAUCAGAUUGUAAAAUUUGGGAAUGUGGAAAUAGGUGAGAACUUGUUACAGAGGCUUGCUGCUGAAGCUCAGAUAAAUCAAGGCCAUGCAAUGCCCGUGGUGAUUAUGAGGCAAGGUGCUUUGAUAAAUUUGACCGUGAAACCCAGGUCUUGGUCAGGUCAUGGCCUAUUGGGAUGUCAUUUCCGAAUCUUGUAAUGACUUAUUCGUGAGCGCCCCUGAUCGGUCUAUCUUGUCAAGUCGAAGCUGAUAUAGAAAGAUGGACUUUUCUACUUUGUUGCUAUGUAUGGCAAAUGUUUUGUCAUUGAAAAGAACUUCAUCUUGUAAAGGAUAUGUUCAUGGAUGGAUCGUCGAUUUGCUGAAGUUUAUUUCAUUUCAACUAUUCUCAAACAAUCUUGAGCUAAACAUUUACACUAUCCUCGACUUAAUUAUACCUUUCUGACUUCACCUCCAUAUUCUGUUUUAUGACUGAUUGUCAUUUUAUCCAACUUAAUCCACUGUAAUAUCAUCUCAAAAUUGCUAUACAAUCUCCGCCAAAUUACAA